This is a messenger RNA of Nomascus leucogenys (northern white-cheeked gibbon), 5433 nucleotides long. RefSeq names its product gelsolin (gene GSN). Bases 2983 to 5178 code for a protein of 731 amino acids. Gene Ontology annotation, biological process: actin polymerization or depolymerization; actin filament severing; barbed-end actin filament capping. The record is from RefSeq and is a predicted model, not a curated record. Gene Ontology annotation, cellular component: cytoplasm; actin cytoskeleton. Gene Ontology annotation, molecular function: phosphatidylinositol-4,5-bisphosphate binding; actin filament binding. Lineage: Eukaryota; Metazoa; Chordata; Mammalia; Primates; Hylobatidae. The transcript has 24 exons.
CAAUCCUCCCACCUCGGCCCCCCAAGUAGCUGAGACUACAGGAAUGGAUAAAGCAUGGAGAGGAACCAGGAAUGUGCUCAGAAAAAAAUCCUUCCUCACUGAAACCAGGACUAGGGAAAGGAGAUUCCCCUCUACCGUCUAUGGACUCAGGCUGACGGAGCAUGCUGCCUCUCUGUGUCUCUCCCUUUCUCUCUCUGGAACGUUGUCAGAUGUCACGGCGGAGAGAAAAGAGACCUGUCCGGCGUUCCUACAGGAAGGACAUAUAGCAGUUAAACUCCGCCAUUUUGCCUCUGAGUGCGCAUGGUUGAGCCCACUUGCCCAAUUCCUGGGAUCUUAUCAGGAAGCUGCUGAUCACCGGUUUCAGGUCACACUGUUUAGAAGGAGAAAAAAGAGCUCGCUGUGAAAAACGCUCCGCAAAGCUGCAGAGACCUGAGAAGGUGAAAGAGUACUAUCAUCAGCAAACGGCAUUCCUUCCAUGGAAAAUGUCAUUGGGAGGAAAGCAGGGACCUACUACAAGGCAUUCGAUGCUCAACAAAUACUUGGGCUGAUAACUUCUCUUUCUGAAGCCAGCUCCAGGAGAGGUCUGUAAUCAGAAGAGCCCCUGAACCGUGAAGCCUCCUGGGCUGGCCAGCCCAGGCAUCUCCUCUGUGAGUUUCUCCACACCCUUCUAAUCAUUUAACGAGUCUCACUGGCUUUCUCUGUGAAUACGAUGGAAGAUGGCCACCUCAAAAUGGCGGCCUUGGCCUUCAGAGAUCAUCAGUCCUCACAGGCCCAGUUAAUUAACCAUGAUUGUCAUGUCUUAACUUCCAGCUCCAAAUUCUAAUAGUCCAGCUUUGUUCUGCCGUCCACUCCUCAUGCUGUCAACUGUGUUCUGGGGGAAGGUUACAGUACAAACCUGGGUACAAGUGAGGGCCAUCCCGUUGGGUGGGAAGAGGCAUUCUCAGAGGAGAGAGCAGGUACCCCCAAAUUGUCUAGUGCUUGGCCUGUGUGUGUCCUUCAUUUCUCCCCAGCCUCACUCUGGGAAGGAGGUGGUCUUCUGGCAAAAGAAGAUAUCAAAGUUCUUCCAUCAGAGGAGAUCCUUAUCAGCAAGACAUUCACUCUGAGCCUUGCAUUGGGCCCCAGGCAGCCUCUGGAGAAAGCAGAGAGUAGCAGAGACGGUGUGAGCCUCCCUGCAGGGUGGAUACCUUGCUUCUAUUCUCAGAGAAAGUGGAACCGGGCAGAAUUUCCCAAGCCAGGAAAGGUGGCAGAGUUCGACAUAAGACAUUGAGCAAAGAAGCGAGGGCUAAGGACUCAGGCAUAGAAGAGCAGACUGCACAGCGUCAGUAGUGUGACCUCCAGAGAGUACUUAACCCUUUCUGUGGGCUUGGCCUGCUCAUCUGAAAAAUACACAUGGUAAUGCCUCCCGUGGGAGGGAGGCCAGGUAGGGAGGUGAGAAUGAAAGUUGGUAAUACGUGGCAAGCCCAGAGCAUGGCAUGAGGCAUUCAAGAAAUGGUUCUUGUAUUUACUGGUGUUGAGCAAAGAGAGAGUGGCAGGAGGAAGAGCCAGGGCGAGAUUUCCCCGGUCCUGUAGCUUCCCUGGCUGCUAUUCAAUGGAAAAACCAGGGAGUGAGCGCUGUGCUCUUGGAUUCUGUGCUCCUUAAGCAACAGCCUUUUCUGCUCUGAUCCCCAGCACCCGGCAAUUACUGGCUCUAGUACAUUUUACCUUGUGUUAAGAGGGAGCUUUACCCUGGCUGAACAUGGGGCUGCUGCCAGCACCCAGGCUGGGAAUGGACAUCUCUGUCAUGUGGUGCAGUCUCCUGUGGAGUGUGUGAAUCCUUCCAAAUUGGAGUCACGCGGCAACUCCAAAAUCCCUGGGAACUCAUGUGUGCACCAGGACUGUUGGGAAGCCGUCUUAUGCCUUGCUGCAUUAUAAACGGCUAUCGUCUCUAAUGCAUAUGAGAUGCUGUUGAGAUCAACAAAGUAUUACAUUUGUUUAAAAGUGACCUUGCACUCAUCUUUCUACCCAAUGUGGAUUUCCUCAAUCUCCUAAAACAAUAUCUGCCAUGACACUAAUAAGAACGUCCCUUCCGCUUAUGCAGAAGCCACAGUCCCUGUCAUUGUGCUGAGAGUCUUUCUCACUGAGUCUUCUUAACCGCCCCAUGAAGAGCAAUUCAGGAUGCCCAUUUGACAAACGAGGAAACGGAGACUUAGAUAUGUGAGCUCGCUUGCCCAAAGUUACAGGACUAGUCGAUGUCUGGGGUUCCAAACCAGGCCUUCUGACUCUGAGGCGCCUGCUUAAUAGUCCACUUUAAGGACCGGGGAUGCACUUGGCAUUUUCGUUACUUCAUUUGGAAUGAGCUGGGAAUCGCUGUUUCUCCUUAUUCCCUUCGGUGGGAGGGAAUCUCCCCUGCUUUGCGUGCAGCCUAUGUCACUCUUCGAGGGCUUUGCCUCCUAAGUCCGUUCUCUCCAGGGCUGAAAUCUGCCUUCGCUGGUGCUAGUUGAGCAUUGCUCGCUUGCCCACCCCAUCUGAGCUCUUUGGCCCCAGCCCAGCUCAGGAGCUGCCCUGGGUCUCCUCCCCGACCCUAGCUCUCUUCAGAUCUCCCCUCCGUGCUCCGGGCCUCAGUUUCCUCCAGGGGAAAGCAGAGGGUUUGGUCCCUUCCUGCGAGGUGAAGCGAGGGGUCGUCCUGGAUGAAGACGAGCUUGGAGCCACCCGCCCUGCAGCCGACGGAAGGGCCUGGCGCUCCUCCCUGCCCGCCGGCCCGGCCGCCCCGCCCCGAGGGCGGCCCCCGCCUGCGCCCUGCCCACCCCGGCCGCGCGCACCACAACGCCCCCGCCCCGUCGCCCGGAACCAGCUGAGCACAGCUGGACCCAGCAGCCGCUGUCUCCAGCGUCGCAGCAGCAGGUGGUGCUCAUAGCUCUCUUUGUCCAGUGCUUCGGCCUUGGUCCCAGCGCCUUCCCACAAAGCAGCACUCUUCACCCUGCACAGCCUUAUUAGCCCAACAGCAUGGUGGUGGAACACCCCGAGUUCCUCAAGGCAGGGAAGGAGCCUGGCCUGCAGAUCUGGCGUGUGGAGAAGUUCGAUCUGGUGCCCGUGCCCACCAACCUUUAUGGAGACUUCUUCACAGGCGACGCCUACGUCAUCCUGAAGACAGUGCAGCUGAGGAACGGAAAUCUGCAGUACGACCUCCACUACUGGCUGGGCAAUGAGUGCAGCCAGGAUGAGAGUGGGGCGGCCGCCAUCUUUACUGUGCAGCUGGAUGACUACCUGAAUGGCCGGGCCGUGCAGCACCGUGAGGUCCAGGGCUUCGAGUCGGCCACCUUCCUAGGAUACUUCAAGUCUGGCCUGAAGUACAAGAAAGGAGGUGUGGCAUCGGGAUUCAAGCAUGUGGUACCCAACGAGGUGGUGGUGCAGAGACUCUUCCAGGUCAAAGGGCGGCGUGUGGUCCGUGCCACCGAGGUACCUGUGUCCUGGGAGAGCUUCAACAAUGGUGACUGCUUCAUCCUGGACCUGGGCAACGACAUCCACCAGUGGUGUGGAUCCAACAGCAAUCGGUUUGAAAAACUGAAGGCCACGCAGGUGUCCAAGGGCAUCAGGGACAAUGAGCGGAGUGGCCGGGCCCGAGUGCACGUGUCUGAGGAGGGCGCUGAGCCCGAGGCGAUGCUCCAGGUGCUGGGACCCAAGCCGGCUCUGCCUGCAGGUACCGAGGACACCGCCAAGGAGGAUGCAGCCAACCGCAAGCUGGCCAAACUCUACAAGGUCUCCAAUGGUGCAGGGACCAUGUCCGUCUCCCUUGUGGCUGAUGAGAACCCCUUCGCCCAGGGGGCCCUGAAGUCAGAGGACUGCUUCAUCCUGGACCAUGGCAAGGAUGGGAAAAUCUUUGUCUGGAAAGGCAAGCAGGCAAACACGGAAGAGAGGAAGGCUGCCCUCAAAACAGCCUCUGACUUCAUCACCAAGAUGGAGUACCCCAAGCAGACUCAGGUCUCGGUCCUUCCCGAGGGCGGUGAGACCCCACUGUUCAAGCAGUUCUUCAAGAACUGGCGGGACCCAGACCAGACAGACGGCCUGGGCUUGUCCUACCUUUCCAGCCAUAUCGCCAACGUGGAGCGGGUGCCCUUCGACGCCGCCACCCUGCACACCUCCACUGCCAUGGCUGCCCAGCACGGCAUGGAUGAUGAUGGCACAGGCCAGAAACAGAUCUGGAGAAUUGAAGGUUCCAACAAAGUGCCCGUGGACCCUGCCACAUAUGGACAGUUCUAUGGAGGCGACAGCUACAUCAUUCUGUACAACUACCGCCAUGGUGGCCGCCAGGGGCAGAUAAUCUACAACUGGCAGGGUGCCCAGUCUACCCAGGAUGAGGUCGCUGCAUCUGCCAUCCUGACUGCUCAGCUGGAUGAGGAGCUGGGAGGUACCCCUGUCCAGAGCCGUGUGGUCCAAGGCAAGGAGCCCGCCCACCUCAUGAGCCUGUUUGGUGGGAAGCCCAUGAUCAUCUACAAGGGCGGCACCUCCCGCGAGGGCGGGCAGACAGCCCCUGCCAGCACCCGCCUCUUCCAGGUCCGCGCCAACAGCGCUGGAGCCACCCGGGCUGUCGAGGUAUUGCCUAAGGCUGGUGCACUGAACUCCAACGAUGCCUUUGUUCUGAAAACCCCCUCAGCCGCCUACCUGUGGGUGGGUACAGGAGCCAGCGAGGCAGAGAAGAAGGGGGCCCAGGAGCUGCUCAGGGUGCUGCGGGCCCAACCUGUGCAGGUGGCAGAAGGCAGCGAGCCAGAUGGCUUCUGGGAGGCCCUGGGCGGGAAGGCUGCCUACCGCACAUCCCCACGGCUGAAGGACAAGAAGAUGGAUGCCCAUCCUCCUCGCCUCUUUGCCUGCUCCAACAAGAUUGGACGUUUUGUGAUCGAAGAGGUUCCUGGUGAGCUCAUGCAGGAAGACCUGGCUACGGAUGACGUCAUGCUUCUGGACACCUGGGACCAGGUCUUUGUCUGGGUUGGAAAGGAUUCUCAAGAAGAAGAAAAGACAGAAGCCUUGACUUCUGCUAAGCGGUACAUCGAGACAGACCCAGCCAAUCGGGAUCGGCGGACGCCCAUCACCAUGGUGAAGCAAGGCUUUGAGCCUCCCUCCUUCGUGGGCUGGUUCCUUGGCUGGGAUGAUGAUUACUGGUCUGUGGACCCCUUGGACAGGGCCAUGGCUGAGCUGGCUGCCUGAGGAGGGGCAGGACCCACCCAUGUCACCAGUCAGUGCCUUUGGGAACUGUCCUUCCCUCAAAGAGGCCUUACAGCCAGCAGAGCAACUCUGCUAUGAGUGUGUGUGUGUGUGUGUUUUGUUUCGUUUUUUUUUUUUUUUUUUUUUUUUUUUACAGUAUCCAAAAAUAGCCCAGCAAAAAUUCAAAGUCCUUGCAAAAUUGUCUAAAAUGUCUGUGUUUGGGAAAUCAAAUUCAAUGAAAACAUUUUGAAGUGUGUA